Schistocerca cancellata (South American locust) is the source of this 1299-nucleotide messenger RNA. RefSeq names its product piggyBac transposable element-derived protein 4-like. The record is from RefSeq and is a predicted model, not a curated record. Bases 1 to 1299 code for a protein of 432 amino acids. The transcript has 2 exons. NCBI's taxonomy places the organism in Eukaryota, Metazoa, Arthropoda, Insecta, Orthoptera, Acrididae.
AUGGCGUCGUCGAGUAAGAAGUUGCAGUUCGAUACAAGUGAUUUAGACAAUAAUAUGAUAAGUAGUGGAAGUGAAGAUGAAUUUGCAGAAAGUGAAUCGGAUUAUGAGAUGUCAGGUGGAGAAGAGGACUCGUCGUUUUCUUCUUCAAGUGACAAUUGUGCGUCAGCAAAUGACGACGACGACCAAACGCAACUAAAUUGCAGUGCAAAUACUUUUGUUGAAGUAAUGGAUGAGACAUCAGAUAAUCCACCUCCUCCAAGCUUUGUGUAUGCAGAAGUACCAGGCCCUAAACAUAUACCAGCAAACGCCACACCAAUUGAUUUUUUCAAUUUGUUCUUCUCGCUGCAGCUUUUUACGAUUAUGGUGACAGAGACUAACAGAUACGCUCGCCAGGUGAUUCAGUCUACGCAUUUAUCGCCAAAUUCGAGAAUCAAACAGUGGCAACCAACAACUGUAGCAGAAAUGAGGGCUUUUAUAGCAGUAAUUUUGAAUAUGGGACUGAUAAAAAAACCGACGAUUUUUAGUUAUUGGUCAACUGAUGCAAACCUGUUGACACCGUGGUUUUCACAAAUGUUUUCAUGCAACAGGUUUCAGUUGUUGCUGCGGUUUUUCCAUUUUGUAGACAAUUCGAAACUUCACCCUCCUUGUCACCCAAUAUAUGAUCCAACAGCCAAGUUUCAGGUGUUGGUGGAUAUUGCCAACGAUGCUUUCCGUCGCUACUACACUCCACACCAGCAACUGAGUGUCGAUGAAAGCCUUGUUGGGACAAAGGCGCACUCACAGCUAAUCCAGUACCUUCCCAAUAAACAUCAUCACAGAUGGGGAGUCAAAUUUUGGAUGCUGUGUGAUUCAGUCGUAAAUUACUGCCUGGGGUUUUAUGCAUACCGUGGUGCAAAAAGUGAUGAUGACAAAAACGAAAUAAAAGAGAAUGGCCUGGGAUAUGUAGUUGUCAUGAAACUACUAGCUCUUGGGAACUACAUGCAAAAAGGUUACCAUGUGUUUUGCGAUAACUUUUUUACAUCUAUUCCUCUAGCAGAAAAGCUGUAUUCAGUUGGCACUUAUCUAACAGGAACAAUUAGAAGAAACAGAAAAUUCCUGCACAUGGUCUUCUGUCAAAUUAUGCUACAGAAGAAAUCACAGAGAAAUCCAGUCCUCCUUGUGAGUACAUCAUCCUCUGCUACAUCAUCAGAAAAGACAAUUCGCAAUAGACAGUCGGUCAAGAAACCGGAUGUUAUUUUUGAUUAUAAUAAGUAUAUGGGUGGCAUUGACUCAUCUGAUAUAUGGCAUACUGCUAUUUAG